This is a messenger RNA of Heterotrigona itama, 2317 nucleotides long. The record is from the annotation of a GenBank genome assembly. NCBI's taxonomy places the organism in Eukaryota, Metazoa, Arthropoda, Insecta, Hymenoptera, Apidae.
AUGGUGCUAUUCAUGAAAGUACGUAAGUGAAAUACAGCCUUAAAGAAAAAGCAUGCUGUCGUCAAAUUAUGACGUAUACCUAUACUGUUAUGUACAGUAAACUGUGUCUCUGGUAUCAGAAAAUCAAAACAGAUGCAUCUAGCUGAGAGCCAAUAAGUCAUUAAAGACGUAAGUACGUUUAAAUUUCUGUGCCCAAUAUGCGUACAAUUGUUUUUAGUUUUAACUUUAAUUUUAGAUCUAAAACGCGAUGUAUAAUAUUACGGUUAAAUUAAUGAAAUAAUAGAUCACUCAUUAUUAACGUUAAUUUCUAUUUAAAUAGUAAAUGAUGCACAUGUAAAAUAUAUAUACUUGAAGCAAUCGUGAAAUAUUUUUAUUAUAAUUUAACAUUCAAUUUUCUGCAAAUCUAGAUAUAUAUAUAAUACUUGUAACGAAAAUUUCGUCCCGUAUAUAAAAAUAUGAAAUGUAAUUCAUCUCAAUAUUAAAAUACUUUACAUUAUUGUGUAUUUAAAUAGUAACGUAAAAAUAUAAAUUAAUACUAACGUAAAAAAUUAUAAAAAUGUUAAAGCUUUUUAAUAUUUUGUUUAAUACCAAGAAAUUAUUAAUUAUUUACAAGUUACAUGGUUGCAUUUGUGUUUCUUUUUUCUUCUUAACAGACAAUGCCAUGGAUCUCAGCUAUUUCAACAGAGAUGCAAAUUCUAAAAUCGAGAAUGAACUUUCAAACAUCUCUAGUCCAGAGAUGUUUGAUAGUGACAAUGAAGAUGAUAAAAAGAAUAACGAACCAUUAGUAAAUGAAAAAUCAGUAGUAGCUAGUCCUAAAAAACCUUCUCAGGCUGAUUUGAUUACAAACACUGAUAAUAACUUAUUAGCCAAAAUUAACAAACUAUUAAGUGGUGUACCACCACCACCUAAACUUACAAUUUGUAGAACAGAUUGUUCUGAAUUAUUAUCGCGUAUUUAUGAGAAUCAACAUUUAUUUUGGACACAGUGUGUGUUACCAGAGAAAAACACAGAAAACAUAAAUGGGGAAUCCCCAGAACAACAGAAAGAGAAUAUUAGUACAAAUAAUUAUCAACAUACCAAAAGUACUUCUAGAAAUUUAAGUACUGCUUUUGAUGCUUGUGAUCCAAUAAAUAAUAUUAUUAAUAAUAUAGAUACAAUAGACUUAAAGAACACUUGUAGUGAUAAUUUUAGACUAAAGAAUGUAGUUCCUAAUAAUGAAAAAGACAUAAUCAAUGCUGGCAUAAGUGGAACAAAAUUUUUAAAUCCUAAAGAAGUACAAGAAAGUGCAACUGAGAAUAAAAUAAAACAACAAUCUGAAUCAAAACAAUCAUUACUUUAUUACACUGUUAAUGAGAAAGAAGCAAUCACUUUAACUUAUAACAGAAAUAAAGCAGUUGAAGAAUUUGAAAGCCUUACGCCAAAAUUAUGUAAUAGAUAUAUAGGAGGCGAAACUCAAUCUACAUGUACUGUAUGGUUUUCUAAACCAGUACCAGGAAGUGCCAAAAAACGAAAUCAUUUAGCUAAACAUAAUAAUGGUCAGAGUCCAACAAAAAGAUUGAGUCAUUUGACGAGAAGACGAAAAGUAUUUUCCAGUGCAAGUUUACAAGGACUAGCACUCAACAACAAAAAAUUUGUAGUAUUAAACAUCAAAAAACCCAUAGUUAAGAAAGGCAAAAGUCCACGGACUAAGAGUCCACGAGGCAAAAGUCCGAGGGGAACUCCCAAGAGUUCAACAAAGAAAAAAGUAGCUCGUCGGCUUAUUUUAGAUGGAACUAGUCCGUUAAAGUCUAAAAUUGAAACAUCUAAACGUGCGCUCUUUCAAAGCCCUCCUCCUGAUCGAGCUGGUCCAAGCAAAUUGUUUACAAAUAGGUCGAAUCCUCAAAGUAUUAAACGUGCCUUAUUUACACAAAAUACAAAGGAGAAUGAUUUUGAAAGAAGUCAAAAAAUAGCUAUCGAACCAGAAUCAAGGAAAAGGAAGAAUGAGGAGGAAUUAGAAGGACCAAAAUGCAAAUGGAUAAAAAGUUUAUCUUUUGACUGUUCUCACGAGUUACGUAAUAAUACAAUGUCUUCCUGGGAGAGACAUUCAUCUAGUAAUGUAAUUGAAAAAAGCAAGGGAUCUAUAAAUGAAGGGAAAUGCGAACUUAGUGAUACUCAUAGAAAGCAGUAUGCUACAAACUUGGCACGAAUCAUUAAAAAACUUAUGCCUGAUCUCGAGAAUAAGAAUAUUCCUCGCAAACCAGGAAGUACAAGUGAUCGUAUGUUAAAAUUAGCAAAAUAUCACGUUUUGUUUGUAAUUGAUCCAAGACCAACAAAUUGA